UAUUUAAUUAAAAUAAUAAAAAUCAUCCUUACACUCUCUUUCUCUGACCAAAAUUUCCCAGUGACCUCUUCUUGCUCUGGCUUUUCCGAAAGCCAUGGCACCAAAUUCUAUUCCUUGCUUCUUCCAUAAAAUAAGAUCUCUCAAGCUUUUCCGCAAUGUCUGAGCAGCCUACUACUGCCUCUUAUCUUUUCUCUUCUUCCUCCUUCUGAGCUCUCUUUACCCUUCCUCCUAAUCCCAUGGCGUUGGCUCAAGCCCUACCUCGCAUUCCCUCUACCUGUUGGCUUUGCCGAAUCAACAAGACCAGGACCAAAACCAAGACCAGUAACACCUCCAACACUGCUGAUUGUUUUUACUACUACAGUUCCAGCAUUCAUAAGGAAGAUCAGAAGAAGGCCUCUUCCUCCUCCGGGAUCGCCAUUUCUAGGGUUUAUGUGUGGAGGAAGGGUAAUUGUGGUUCUCCUUCUGUUAAUGGACGGUGGAGAUUGAGCGCGGUUGAUACCCGCAUUGUUCAGAAUGUUGCUGCUCCUCGUACCACGGUUGAGAUCCCUGUUACUUGCUACCAGCUUAUUGGUGUUACUGAUCAAGCUGAGAAAGAUGAGAUUGUUAAAUCUGUCAUGAAUUUAAAAAAUGCGGAAAUUGAAGAGGGUUAUAGCAUGGAUGUUGUUUCUUGUCGUCAGGAUCUUUUAAUGGAUGUGAGAGAUAAGCUUCUCUUUGAACCAGAAUAUGCUGGUGAUACAAGGGAAAAGAUCCCACCUAAAUCAUCUCUUCGGGUUCCAUGGACUUGGUUACCUGGUGCUCUUUGCCUACUUCAAGAGGUUGGGGAAGUAAAGCUUGUCCUAGAUAUUGGCCGUGUUGCUCUUCAGCAUCCAGAUGCCAAACCAUUUAUUCAUGAUUUACUUCUUUCCAUGGCACUAGCUGAGUGUGCAAAUGCAAAGAUUGGUUUUGAGAAGAACAAAGUGUCCCAAGGAUUUGAAGCUCUUGCUCGUGCUCAAUCUCUUCUAAGGAGCAAAAAGUUUUUUGAUGAACUGAUGUUAUUAUCUCAGAUAGAAGAAUCUUUGGAGGAGCUAGCCCCUGCUUGCACGUUAGAGUUGUUGGGGAUGCCUAACUCACCUGAGAAUGCUGAACGGAGACAAGGAGCUAUGAAGGCAUUGCGUGAAUUGCUCAGACAAGGCCUUGAUCUAGAGGCAUCAUGCCAAGUCCAGGAUUGGUCAUGCUUCUUUAGCCAAGCACUUAAUAAACUAAUGGCUGCAGAGAUAGUUGAUCUUCAUGCAUGGGAUGAUCUGGCAACUACUCGGAAGAAUAAAAAAUCACUUGAGUCACAAAAUCAAAGAGUUGUCGUCGACUUUAAUUGUUUCUAUGUGGUCUUAGUAGCUCAUAUUGCAGUUGGGUUUUCAAGCAAGCAAAGAGAGAUGAUUAGCAAGGCAAAAACCAUUUGUGAAUGUUUGAAAGCAUCAGAAGGUAUUGAUUUAAAAUUGGAAGAAGCUUUUUGCUUAUUCCUUCUUGGUCAGGGUACUAAGGAUGAGGUAGUUGAAAAACUUAAGCAGCUUGUAUUAAAUUCGAAUAGUAGUCCACACAAAUCGAUCUCAGGGAGGGAUAUCAAAGAUGCUUCUGAUGGAAAUCAAUUGUUGGAAACAUGGUUGAAAGAUACUGUGCUUCAUGUGUUUCCGGAUACACGAGAUUGUUCUCCAACUUUGGUAAACUAUUUUAAUGGUGAAAGGAGAACUCUUGGGAGCAAGAGAAAUAUUGGUGGUCUCCGAACCAAUUCUUCUGUUGGUCACAGACCAAUGCAAAAUACACUUCUGUCAGAGCGUAAAAAUUUUGAGGAUUCUAUUUCUCGUGUAAACUCUUCUCAACAUUUAGGUACUGCUGUGAAGCAGUUGACUCCAAUUGAUCUGCAAAGCUCAUUAAUAUCGGAUAAAAGUAACAUUGGAAGCAGUGGUAAUGCAUCAUCUGUGCAAUUGAAAAGGAAUUUAAGCAUGCAUCAUAGUAAAGUUUGGGACAGUUGGUUUUCUCAGGCAUACUUGGUCAGAAGGUUUACUUCUGUUGCAGUUCUGGGGUGCAUCUUCUUUGCUACCUUAAAGUUAACAAGCAUGAAUGUAAAUGAGAUGAGAAAUACUUCUAAAUAUGUCCCAAGUAAAUCAAAUUCGAAUGGAAGUUCCCAUAUUUGGAAAGCAGAUUCUUCUAUAGAUAACAAUGUAGUGCCUGCAUAUAUCAAGGGGGAUGGAUUUCCUGGGAGACUUAAGCACUUUUUGGCUACAGUUGCUACUCUAUUAAAAAAGAACUCAGAUUCUGGAAAUUCCCAUACUUCAUUGCCUGCUACCAGUCUAUCUUCUUCUAUGCGAACAAUGUCUCGGAGUCGCAUGCCUAUGGAAGAAGCUGAAGAACUUGUCAAGCAAUGGCAAGCAAUUAAGGCUGAAGCUUUGGGUCCUAGCCAUCAAGUUCAUAGCCUAUCUGAAAUUCUCGACGAAUCGAUGCUCGUUCAGUGGCAUGCAUUGGCUGAUGCUGCACAAGCCAAGUCUUGUUAUUGGAAAUUCGUCUUGCUACAAUUAUCUGUCCUCCGAGCUGAAAUUUUGUCUGAUGGGAUUGAAGAGGUGGCAGAAAUUGAAGCACUUCUGGAGGAAGCUGCUGAACUUGUUAAUGAAUCUGAGCUAAAGAACCCAAGUUAUUAUAGCAAUUACAAAAUUCGGUAUGUUCUGCGAAGGCAAGAUGAUGAUUCUUGGAAAUUCUGUGAAGGUGAUAUACAAAAAUCAUAAAAUUUCCAAUCUAGUUAUGGAAGCCAUCUUAGUGACUAAUGCUUUACUAACACUCUUCUCCCACUAUAAUUUUUCAUGCGGGAGGAAACCUACCCAAUUUCUUCUGUUUUAGUAAAAGGAAUCUAGAAAAAUGGAGUAAAAAAAAAGGAAAAGGGUGGUUAUGACUUUAGUCUUUCCCUAGCUGUACAUAAUAAGCAUUUGAACAGCUUUUAGAAGCUUAGAAGUGAUUUUGAGAAACAAGUUUGCUCUCAUAAGUUGCAAGCUCUACAAAUUCUCAAAUUUGAUUUGUUGUACUCAUUGAGCUUUGAUGGAGGAACUAGGAAGAAUAGAAACAGACGAGACAGAAGCUAGUGGGGAAAAUGAAAGGGAAAAGGAAGAAGUCAAAUAUGGAGAGCUGAUAGUUUAUUUUGAAUUUUUUUGAUAUGUUUUUAGUUCUGUAAGCUUAGUUUUGUCAUUUCUCACUUAAAUGAAAGAGAAACAAGAUAGGGAACCGGGGAUGUGCCCCAACCUCCAAAUAAAAGAACAGAAAAUGUAACGUGAUGUGUAUUUUGUGUCUACUGGAUUAUUGUAUAGUUCACCUCCAGAAGAACUAAUUAGGUUCUUGUAGGUUCUGAUUUCCUAUUUGUUUGUUGAGGACAUCCUUGGACAUAUAUUUGAAAUUCAUUGAUUUUUUUUAA
Messenger RNA from Humulus lupulus (European hop), 3430 nucleotides. Its product is annotated as plastid division protein CDP1, chloroplastic. Gene Ontology annotation, cellular component: chloroplast inner membrane. The coding region runs from base 237 to 2753 and encodes 838 amino acids. The transcript is spliced from 12 exons. The record is from RefSeq and is a predicted model, not a curated record. NCBI's taxonomy places the organism in Eukaryota, Viridiplantae, Streptophyta, Magnoliopsida, Rosales, Cannabaceae. Gene Ontology annotation, biological process: chloroplast fission.